Molecule: messenger RNA, 2870 nt
Organism: Cydia splendana
Lineage: Eukaryota; Metazoa; Arthropoda; Insecta; Lepidoptera; Tortricidae
Gene: elgi
Product: E3 ubiquitin-protein ligase NRDP1
Exons: 7
Coding region: 174-1124 (316 amino acids)
Biological process (GO): protein ubiquitination
Molecular function (GO): ubiquitin protein ligase activity; metal ion binding
Source: RefSeq, a predicted model, not a curated record
UCAAACGAAACCAAACCAAUCAAAUGAAAAAGAGAAAAGUUAUUGAAAGGUUGAUGUUCUAGUUUUGUUGUUUGUUGCUAUUGACUUGAAUUGCAGUGUUACGAUUUAGUUCCAAAUCCGUAUAAUUAAUAAAUUCGGGCCGAUGUGUGCUGAAUCAUUUGAGAAUUCUCAGAAUGGGGUUUGAAAUAAAAAGGUUUCAAGGUGACGUUGAUGAGGAGCUGAUUUGUCCUAUUUGCUCGGGGGUUCUCGAGGAUCCUUUGCAGGCACCAGCCUGCGAGCACGCCUUUUGUCGCGCGUGUAUCACAGAGUGGAUCAGCCGUCAGCCGACUUGCCCGGUGGACCGCCAGGCGGUCACAGCAAGUCAGUUGCGACCAGUUCCGCGGAUACUACGUAACCUGCUGUCCAGGUUGUGCACAAGUUGCGACAAUGCCCCUCAUGGUUGCAACUCUGUGCUAAAGCUGGACUCCUUGGCAUCCCACUUAGUUGAAUGUGAAUAUAACCCUAAACGACCAAUGCCAUGCGAGGCCGGCUGCGGCCUCGUGAUACCGAAGGACGAGCUGCAGGAGCACAACUGCGUGCGGGAGCUGCGAGCACUCAUCGCCACGCAGCAGGGCAAGCUCACAGACUUUCAGCAGGAGUUGGCGGAGCAAAGACUGGUCAUCAAUGAACAUAAGAGGGAACUCGCGCUUUUGAAGGAGUUCAUGCGCGCGAUGCGCGUGUCGAACCCGGCGAUGCGGGUGCUGGCGGACCAGAUGGAGCAGGAGGAGGUGCUGCGCUGGGCCAACUCGCUGGCGCGAGCGCGCGUCACGCGCUGGGGCGGCAUGAUCUCCACGCCCGACGACGUGCUGCAGGUAAUGAUGAUAAAGCGCAGCCUGUCGGAGUCGGGGUGCCCGCCGCACAUCAUCGACGAGCUCAUGGAGAACUGCCACGAGCGCCGCUGGCCGCCCGGCCUGUCCUCGCUGGAGACCCGGCAGAACAAUAGAAGAUUAUACGAGAAAUACGUGUGCAAGCGUGUGCCCGGCAAGCAGGCCGUGCUGGUGCUGCAGUGCGACAACACGCACGUCGACGAGCACAUGAUGAUCGAGCCCGGCCUCGUCAUGAUCUUCGCGCACGGCAUAGAGUAGCACGCUAGCACGGCACGUGACGCGAAGCUCAAGCCAAUGUCGAUGGCACACUUAGGCUCUAUGAGGUUUGAUAUUCAAAUACGCCCUCUAUUAUAAGUGCGAUCUACGAUGCGGCCCACUGUGUUUGUGUCCGUGCUAGUGACGACGUACGGGAAGAUAGUGGGGCGCGUCUUUGUAGAUGUUACUAUCUAUGUAUAGGGUGACUGCUAUAGUAAUUGGCCUCUCUUAACAAAUCAGAAAGAAACAAUGCAAUAAAAGUCUUGUAGUGGCCAAUAACUAUAGCAGUCACCCUUUACGGUACUAAUGAGGCUGAUUCGUGUGACCUUUUUCUUUAACGACAUGUAAAAUAAAGUGUGACAUUCCACGACGACAGGUACCUUACGGCGGUCGGCGCUUACGCCAUUAUUAGCGACGUCUCAAUACUAAAUGCAGUACUACGCAACGUAAGCGCCGACCGUCUUAAGGUACCUUUCGUCGUGGAACGCCACAAAUUAUCUCAAAAAGGGUAGAUGGAAAUUAAGUUGUGUGGACUCCCGGCCAUUGAUAUACCGUGUUUUUCCCACUAUAGAGAGUGCGUGAUCCAAUGUGGAAAGAGCAGUGUUCGCAGUCACCUAGUAAGGUUUGCGGACUUUGGGCCUUUGUUAUAAUUAUAACCGAAUCGUUCUCAUUACUCGAGUGCGAUACGCGCUCCAACUAUGCUGCGAGCAUAACAGGCAAAACUAGUAAUGUUUCGAUGAUCAAGUAGCCUCCCACCAGUUCUAGAGGUAUUUUAAACUCCUCGGUCGAAAUAAUUGACUUUAUAACACAGAACAAUAAGAGCAACCAUUUCUGAGUUUUAAAAUAAUACCACAUAAUCUGACUGAGUGUGAAAUCAUCCAAACAAGAAUAGAGUAUAUAAAAAGUUUGGGCAUUUUCACGAGGGUUACAUUCUGCUUUUGAAGUAGAAAAAAGUAAAUUAAUAUAAUAUCCCGCGCAAAAUGUCUUUGGUUCUCAAAAUUUCGAACUAAAAUCUCACAUAAAAUCUUUUCAGGUUUGGUGAUGAGUGGAUGUAAGAAAUUUUGUGUUAAAAUAAAACAAUGUUUUAACUAGCACAGAGUUUAUAUGAUUUUUAACGCUGAUAACUGAUUAGUAUAGCCAAUGAUUGUAAUAUUUACAAAAGUUGCAAAGUAUUGUUUUUAAGUGAGAAAAUUUUAAUUAAGAGUGGUAACAUUCCUAAAUUAAUUUGUAUUUUAUUUUAUGAGUUGCCUUAUGUUUUUGAUAUACAAUUGCCAGUUAAAUAUUAUUUGAAUAAGGAUUUUUACAAAUAUCAGUGAUUGUGUGCUGUGUUAUGUUUAUUAUAGUGCGUAAUGCUUGUAAUACUGCAGGGCUAUAAAUAUAAUUAGCCGGGUCCACAGAGCGAGCAUACGCGCUAGGUAAUUUCCUCGCGCACAAUACGGCCAGUGUAGACAUGUCUCGGCCGACACAGCGCGCGCGAGGCACGUCUACACUGGCCGUUUUGUGCGCGAGGAAAUUGCUUUGCGCGUAUGAUCGCUCUGUGUGGACCCGGCUAUUUUACUCAGAAUUAUAUUUAUGAUCAUGCAUUCUUUUUGUUUUCCACAAAAUCACUUGGAAGUAUGAAGUUUUUAUUUUUGUCCAUAAUAUUGUUUUCGUAUUUUGGAUUGAAUCGGCAACAAAUUAGAAUCAUAAUUUUCAUAAAAUUGUUAGGUUAAUGAGUUUAGCAUUAAAUAUAAUCGAUUAAUUUUUAGA